Cryptotermes secundus is the source of this 874-nucleotide messenger RNA. Its product is annotated as cuticle protein 21.3. NCBI's taxonomy places the organism in Eukaryota, Metazoa, Arthropoda, Insecta, Blattodea, Kalotermitidae. The record is from RefSeq and is a predicted model, not a curated record. The transcript is spliced from 2 exons. Bases 38 to 718 code for a protein of 226 amino acids.
GUUUCAUUAGAACCAGUUGAAAACUACACCAGGAAAAAUGUUAUUGAAGGUCCUGUGUCUCACUGUUCUUGUCGCCGUGGCACACGCUGGAGGUCCCGCAGCCUACAGCACGUACACAGCCCCACUCGACUACGGCUCUGUGGGUUCCACGCACGAGAGCACAGUGAAGGGCUUUGGUGGCAACUCCGUCAUUUCUCAAUACUCGAAGGCUGUCGACACCCCCUACUCGAGCGUCCGGAAGUAUGACACUCGCAUUAGCAACGACGCUCUUGCCUAUGCUCCCGCCGCCCAUGCCAUUGCCGCCCCCGCCGUAGCUUACGGUGCCGCUCCAGCACUUGCUUAUGGCGCCGGAUACAGGGCUUAUGGUGCUGCCCCAGCACUUGCUUAUGGCGCCGGAUACAGGGCCUAUGGUGCUGCCCCAGCACUUGCUUAUGGUGCCGGAUACAGGGCUUAUGGUGCUGCCCCAGCACUUGCUUAUGGUGCCGGAUACAGGGCCUAUGGUGCUGCCCCAGCACUUGCUUAUGGCGCCGCCCCAGCAGUUGCAUACGGCGCUGGAAUCAGAGCAUACAGUGCUGGGCCAGCGCUUGCUUAUGGAGCUGCCUACUCCCCAGCCAUAGCCAAGACUGCAGUCGCUGCUCCACUCGGAGUAGCAUACUCUGCUGCUCCUGCAGUGGCUCACCUCUCCUUCUCCGGAUUGGGAACCGCGUACGGCUACUAGGCGCGUACGUCACGAACCUCAUACACCAUUUAUUGCUGCUACUUUGUGUUUUCCGUUUCGAAUCAUAUUUUCUGAUCGCUGUCAUAUGACAUCCACCUUUAACUUGUAAUAUCGUGGAUAUUAUUUGAUGCUUUCAUUUUAGGAAAGCGUGAUGGA